Mya arenaria is the source of this 1851-nucleotide messenger RNA. RefSeq names its product WD repeat-containing protein 53-like. The record is from RefSeq and is a predicted model, not a curated record. The transcript is spliced from 2 exons. Bases 46 to 1095 code for a protein of 349 amino acids. Gene Ontology annotation, molecular function: protein binding. Lineage: Eukaryota; Metazoa; Mollusca; Bivalvia; Myida; Myidae.
CAACCAUACCUACCGGAAGUAUUUUUUGUUAGGAAAGGUACAAAAAUGGCGGAUGCUGAUGUUGAAAUUCUUCUCAAGUUUGAAGGAGGUCAUACAAACACCAUUCUGUGUGUUGACAGUACACCUGAUGGCUCAAAAAUAGUGUCUGGUGGGGAGGAAGGAGAAAUUUGCAUAUGGGCUAGAAAUGGAAACCUCCUUCAUAGACUCCCAAGUCAAGAUCAUGACUGCACGAGUGUCACAUUAUCAAAAUCAAACUCUAACAUAUUCUAUGCUGCUGUUGGAACCACUGUUAAAGUAUUUGAUGACAGGGAUUUGCAGGCAGCAGUAGAAACCUAUCAAUUCAAUGAGGAUGAGAUUAACCAGCUGGUCCUGGAUGAAAAAGAUCAGUAUCUUGCUGCUUGUGAUGACUCUGGUGAGAUAAAGAUAAUUUCGCUUCAAGAAAAAAGGUUGUAUAAAACCUUGAGGAGGAAACAUACCAAUAUCUGUUCAACUGCUUGUUUUCGCGUCAGAAAGCCUUGGGAAAUCUUCACUGGUGGGAUGGAUUGUAAUCUUAUCCACUGGGACUUCUCAAGACCAAAGUGUGUUAACCAGUUCAGUAUGCAGGAACUGCAGGAUGCCCCAUCUGAGCUUGGAGUGUACAUGGUGAAUCCGCCAUUUUUACACCAUCUUUCAAUGUCCCCAGAUGGAAAAUACCUGGCCUGUGCUUUAGAGAAUGGAUUUGUGUCCAUCUUCGAUGCAACAAAGAAACAAAUUUCAGAACUCUUCACACUGCAUGGUCAUACACAAGGUGUUUCGCAGGUGACUUUCAUUACUGAAACAAAGUUGAUCACUGGGGGGAAUGAUUGUGCUAUCAAUGCAUGGGAUUUAGCAAAAAUGGAAGAAGAUAACGAUCAGAUGCCACAUAAUGCAACGAAUGGACAUGCCUCACCCAUUCAUAAUAGAAACAGCUACAUUACAGAUUGCUGUAAGAUCGGAGAAAUCCAUCAUGAAUCGAAGAUCAACUGGCUGAAGUACUUUGCACAUGAGGAGCGAAGCUUUGUGCUGGUCGCUGACCAGACAAGUGCUCUCACUAUGAUACCAGUUUUUCAGAUGUGAUUUUUGGUCUACUGUGAACUACAUACAUGUAGAUCUAGAAAGAAAAAAAAUGAAAAUAUUUUUUUGUAUUGUACACCUGGCUCCAAUUUCUCGAAUCUUUACAGGCUUAAGUAGCUUAAUUCAAUUAGCCAAAUUACAUACAUAAAUUUAAUUAUGAUAGAUGAAAAAUGGUUAAUUGUGAUUAUCAUAAAGAUUACUCCUAUCAAAAGUAUAAAAACACUUAAAGAAGUACCGGUAAAUCUUACGCAAAUAAUUGAAAAACAAAAAUACUGAGCUUUAAUAGCUUAAUCCUGCUAUAAGGGACUUAAGAAGUUUCGAGAAAUUGGGGCCUAUUCUUUCAGUUUAAGUAUAAUUUUGGUUUGAAGUAAAACCUUCUGUUCCAAUUUUAAUUUGAUUCUUGGCUUCUUGUAGUAAUAUGCAACCUAACGUUGAAAGUGCUGGUUUGAACUUUGGUGAUUAAGUGCUAAUUUUGUGUAAAAUUAAGCGUUUAGUGUGACAUGCUUCGUGCUAUGUGCAUUUUCGUCCUGAACUUGUUCUUGAAAAUUAUUUUUAAAAUGUUCAUAUUAUAUAAUAUUGCAAUAUUAGCUAUUUAUUGCAUUAUAGAUUUAGAGUUGACAGGUUUUUAGAAGGUAGUAAAAACAAUUUUUGACUGUUCAGUUGUUUGGAAUUAUUUGAAAAUUAUUUUAUUUCCACUAUGUGGUAUAAAGCUCUGUUAUAAGAAAAACUUUUGUUGUUUUCAUGCUAAUAAAACAAAUU